This is a messenger RNA of Anthostomella pinea, 1926 nucleotides long. The record is from the annotation of a GenBank genome assembly. Lineage: Eukaryota; Fungi; Ascomycota; Sordariomycetes; Xylariales; Xylariaceae.
AUGUCGAACUGGCGCAGUGCCGCCUCACGAUUCAGGGACCAGGCCGAUAUAUAUCGAAAGCAGGCCCUCAAGUCUGAACAAAAGGAAGAGGGGAAGCGACCUACAUCGGCCUCUCCUGAAGUCCGCAACGGCACCGUCCAAGACAUGGCAAUGGACGCACCGCUAGACGCCUGCACUCCCAUGUCCUACCUCUAUCUGACUUUUGACACUCCGCUCCCGAUCCCCAUCCCCAUCCCACUCCCGAACACGACGGUCGAUUCGUCGCCGCACGAGGAAAGGCUGCCGCCAUGUCCGGACCUGUCCCGGUACACCGACCCGCUGACCUGGCCCAAGGCGAGGAAAAACGUCAUGGUCUUCAUAUCCUGCAUGGCGACCUGCUGCACAGCCUACACGGCGGGCGCCUACUCGCAGCCUGCGGACCUGAUAGCCGCCGAGCUGGGCACCACGCGCGAAGGCGCCCUGGCCGGAGUCACCACCUUCUGCAUGGGCUUUGCGCUGGCCCCGAUGGUUCUCGCACCCUUCUCCGAGAUCAACGGACGCUAUCCCAUUUUCGCCGUGGCCGGCGUGGUUUUUACCGUCUUUCAAGCCGUGUGCGGUGUGGUCACCAACCUUCCCGGCAUGCUGAUCGCCCGCUUCAUCAAGGGCGUUGGAGGCAGCGUUUUCAGUACCAUGGUGGGCGGCGUCAUCGCUGACAUGUACGACAAGGAGGAACGCAAUACGCCAAUGGCUCUCUUUAGCGGCGCCGUGCUCAUCGGGACAGGGCUGGGCCCACUGGUGGCGGCCGUCAUGGUUCAGAACUGGGGAGAGGAGAGACAGAAGUGGAAGUGGAUAUUCUGGCAUCAGGUCAUCGUCGACUUCGUACUGAUGGUCACCGUCGUUGCCCUGUUCAAGGAGAGCCGGGGCUCGGUACUGCUCUCGAGGAAGGCCAAGAAGUUAAACCAGUGGUACGAGGAGCUGGAACGUCAUGGCUUCUAUGGGGUGUGGAUUCGACGAGAACGUCUGACUUCUGGGACCAGGCCGCAGCCCACCUCUGCUACGACACAACCACACUCUGACGAGGAGGCGCGGGAAUGGGAGAAGUCGCCGUCCGAAGGUCUGAGGCUGAGGCGCAUGCGAUGGCUGGUCCGGGAAGACGAGCAGCGCGGGUCCAUCAGCACCAUGAUUCGUGUGUCUCUACUGCGUCCGUUUCACCUCCUCUUCACCGAACCGAUCGUAUUCUUCUUUUCACUCUGGGUCUCCUUUGCGUGGGCGGUUCUUUACCUGACUUUCGGGUCCAUCCCGCUCAUCUUUCGACGACAGUACGAUUUCAACACUGUCCAGGCGGGCCUCGUAUUCAUCGCCAUGAUCGCGGGCGCCAUUCUCGCCACCGUUAUCGGCAUCUAUCAGGAGAGCAUGCUCAAGCAUCCUGGAUGGCAGGCCAAGUCGGCCGGCUCUGGCAACGACAGCACCAAAAUCAUCGAGUCCAGCCGGCUCUGGGCGUUUGUUCGCCGCAGGUUUCCAGCCGAGUCGCCCGAGUCGAGGUUGUACUUUACGUGUCUCACGUCGGUGCUUCUUCCCGCCGGCCUCUAUUUGUUCUUCUUCACGGCACAGCCGUCGAUCCAUUGGCUUGUUCCCACCGUCGCGAUCGGGGUCUCCACGAUGGGCAUCUAUUACAUUUACCUGGCCACGUUUAACUAUCUCGCCGACACGUACCAGAUCUAUGCAUCCUCGGCGCUCGCAGCGCAGUCGUUUUGUCGUAAUGUGCUCGGCGGCAUAUUCCCGCUAGUCACCGGAGCUCUGAUCCACAACCUCGGUGAAGACGCGGCCGGCGGGCUGCUCGGCGGCAUUGCCACCUGCCUGACUGUUGUCCCUUGGGUUUUGGUGUUUUUUGGAGAGAGUAUCCGGCGCAGGAGCUCGUUUGCCGUUAGCGUGCAAAAUGACUUCUAG